CAGUGGAAUUAUCUGCUGCAUGGCUGCAAGUGUUUAUUUGGCUGACUGAAGGUGAACUCGUCGGUCAGGUUCGUCUGCCCUACCCCGAGUCACAUGACUUAGAGGUUUUAGGAGGUUAGAAUCUGGGAGAGAAGCCUUAUAUCACUAGCACCACCACUACCCAGCGUUAACUUAAUAUGAAAUAACCAUAAUAGCACAGGUUAUAUGGGCACACAUGGAGAGGGUUGUUUUUAUAUUAAGACUGUGGAGAAAAUACCAGGAACAGUCAAAAUCAAGUCAAAUGUAUUCUUACAGCUCUUACUCAGUUAGUCACAACACAACUCACCACUGAAUCAAAGUUUAUUUUUUUCCCGGGCUCUCUGUGUCCAAUCUUUUUAAGGUUGAACAUAUUUGAAUGCCGCAAAGAAGAGAAAACAUCAACGCAUUUAUGUAGCCUACACAGUGCAUGAAUACACCAAAGUCUGAGUGUGUUCGUGGGGGCGGAGCCAAGGGUUAAGGGAGGAGCCAUGUGUUAGGGGAGGAGAGGACGUCAUAUUGAGGAAACGAAACCAAAGCAACCCACCUCGAAGCUGUUCUCCCGUUCAGGAGAAAAUAAAUCGCAUUUUGGGACAAAAAGUCUGACAAUAAGAACAAGAAUGGCCUGUGCUAACACUUCGUGGUCUGAAGAAAACUUUUCAUGUUCCAUCUGUCUGGAUGUGUUCAACAGUCCAGUUUCCACCGCAUGUGGACACAACUUCUGCAGAACCUGUAUUACAAAGUUCUGGGAUGAACAAGUCCAGUACAAAUGUCCUGUUUGCAACAAGCUUUUCAACACAAGACCUGAUCUUCAGGUCAAUACCUUCUUAUCAGAGCUGGCUGCUCAGAUUAGAACAACCGUACGAGUAAAAGAGCAGCCUUGUGUUGAACCAGCAGAAGUUCCCUGUGACGUCUGUACUGGGACCCAGCAGAAGGCCGUGAAGUCCUGCCUAAUGUGUUUUACCUCUUACUGCCAAACCCACCUGGAGCCACAUCAGGUAGUCGCUCGCCUGCAGAAACAUCUGCUGGUCGAGCCUAUGGACCGUCUGGAAGACUUGAUGUGUAAGAAACACGAACGACUUCUGGAGCUCUUCUGCCAGACUGAACAGGUGUGUGUGUGUCUGUUGUGCACAGUGACAGACCACAAGUCCCAUCCUGUUGUACCUCUAAAGGAGGAAUAUGAAGUGAAGACGGCCCAGCUGGGGAAGAUAGAGGCUGAAGUUCCGCAGAUGAUCCAGGAGAGAAAACAAAAGAUUAAGGAGAUCAAAGACACAGUGGAACUGAGCAACAAAGACGCAGACAGAGAGAUAGCCCAUGGUGGGCAGGUCUUCACUGCUCUGAUAGGCUGUGUUAGAAAGGGCCGGGAUGAAUACAAAAAAACGGUUAAAAAGAAACUGAAAUCCACAGUGAAACGAGCUGAAGACCUCAUCAAAGAGCUGGAGCAGGAAAUAGAAGAUCUGACCAAUAGAAGCUCAGAGGUAAAGCGGCUCUCACACACUGAAGACCACCUCCACUUCCUCCAGACCUUCAGAUCCCUGAAGGAUCCUCCACCCACCAGGGACUGGACCACGGUGGAGGUCCGUCCUCCGUCAUACGAAGGGACCUUGAGGAGAUCCCUGGAUCAGCUGGAGGAGACACUGAACAUGGAGAUGAAGAAGCUGCCUGAUGAUGCUGAACUGAAGAGGGUCCAGAAGUAUGAAGUAGAUGUGACUCUGGAUCCUGAUACAGCUAGUGUCUGGCUCAUCCUGUCUGAGGAUGGGAAACAAGUACAUGAUGGAGGUGAAGAGAAGGAACUCCCAGACAACCAUAAGAGAUUUACAUACUAUACAUCUGUUCUCACGAGGCAGAGCUUCUCCUCAGGGAGAUUUUACUUUGAGGUCCAGGUUAAAGACAAGACUGCAUGGUGGUUAGGAGUGGCCAGAGAGUCCAUCGACAGAAAAGGUGAGACAGAGACGACCCCUGAGACAGGUUACUGGACUCUUUCCUACGACAAUGAUGGGUUGGUAUUUAGUGAUGACCCUUCUGUCCGUCUCCCCCUGAGAGCUGAGCUCCAGAAGGUGGGGGUGUUUGUUGAUUAUGAUGAGGGUCUGGUCUCCUUCUAUGAUGUGGAAGCCAGGGUUCAUAUCUACUCUGCUACUGGCUGCACCUUCACUGAGCCUCUCUAUCCAAUCCUCGAUCCAUGGUAUCAAGAAGAAGGUAGAAACUCUGCCCCCCUGAUCAUCUCACCUGUCAAUCAAACAGACUAGGACCUUUGUUUGAUAAUAAAAUAAUCAAACGACCAAAACAACAAAUGUUGUUUCCUGAAUUAGAAUAGAAUUAGAAUCUCUACUAUGUGAGAUCUGAGAGAUCUGCAUUAAUGUCAUACUGCUGUCAUUUAACGAGGAGAAUAUAUUUAAGAAUUAACCCUGUAGUUGUGUAAUAUAACCCUUUAUAAAGGGUUAUAUUACACUCCAUUUAUGUGUCUGUUUUCCUUUAUUUCUUUUACACGUUUAAAGAUAUAAUAUUUUUUGCAGUGAUUUUAAUAAAAAUAAAAUGCAAAUAUUGUAAUGCGUAGGCCUACAUUAUCAUUGUAAUGGAUCAUUUCAGGGGAAUAGAUACAUUCCAGGCAAAUAGUGUUCAGUAUUAAUACUGUUUCUGUAAAAUACUGUUUCUGUAAGUGUGAUACAACAAAUAAAAUUGUUUAUUUCUAAACCCUUAAUUUUGAUGAUCUGAGAUUGAUGGAACGUUUUAAAUCAUUGAAGAAAUCUAAAAGUUUGUUGUUGAUGAACCAUUAAAUUAAUCUCCAAUAUACAACAACCCACCCUGUGUUACACACUUACACAAAGGUCACAGUGACUACAUGUAAAGAUACUCCCCAUGUGUGUGAGUACUGUGACUUUUCUUGUCAGC
Gadus chalcogrammus (walleye pollock) is the source of this 2904-nucleotide messenger RNA. RefSeq names its product E3 ubiquitin-protein ligase TRIM39-like. The record is from RefSeq and is a predicted model, not a curated record. Bases 636 to 2261 code for a protein of 541 amino acids. Gene Ontology annotation, molecular function: zinc ion binding; protein binding. Lineage: Eukaryota; Metazoa; Chordata; Actinopteri; Gadiformes; Gadidae. The transcript is spliced from 2 exons.